AUGCUAAUGCACUAUGCAGCCCCCCAAGCCUUCAACACCCUCAAGCGCGCCUUCAAAGGCAUGUUCAAGCGCAACAAGAAGCCUACCGCAACAUCCCAGCAACAAACAUCACAGACCCAACCCCAACCGCAACAACAAUCCGACUACUCGACCUCAGCAGCCGCUUCUCCCCCUCCUACCUCGCAACCUCCACCACUGCAAUCACCCACGCCGACUUCGGAUGCCGUUGCACCGCAGAUCCCGCCAAUAGAGUCCGGCUCGCCGCUGAAUAGCGCAACAGAGCCUUCGAAGUCGCUGCCGCCGACACAUCCGCUAGCGACGGGACAGCAGGAGGAGCCGCAGGAGGCCGUGCCUCAGGACCAUGGGGCGCAGCCUGGGCUGGUGGUGAGGGAGGAGAGUUCUGCUGCCCCGGCUCCAGCACCUGUUGUUAGAAGUGUGGAUGGUGCGGAGGACAACCAGCUGAAGAGUGAUCAAGCGGAUGUCGGGAGGGUGUCGCCGGUUGAGCCGGGGUUGACGGUCGAUGGGACGAGGAGUGGAGCUGUCUCUGCUGUGGAUGAUGGCAGUCGGGCGGAGGAGAGCUUGAAGAAUGAUAGUGCUGUUGAGCACGAGCAGGGCAAGAUGGAGGAGUCGAAUGUGGUCACUGACGAUCGUCCACCCCCUCCUCCAGCGAAGGAGAACGUCCCACCUCCCACAACCACCCAGCAACAACCAACCCCCAACGGCACCCCAGCCCAACCUCACGACACACUAAACCGCACCUCCAGCAGCGAAGAAAAAGUCGCCAUCACAAUGGAAGAGCCACCUCCAAUCCGCGCCGUCCGCGCAGCACCCGGCAUGAGCGCUACCUCCGGCCCCCUCGAAGAGUUCCCUGAAGGUUAUUACCCGAAGUAG
Messenger RNA from Saxophila tyrrhenica, 891 nucleotides. RefSeq lists its product as uncharacterized. Lineage: Eukaryota; Fungi; Ascomycota; Dothideomycetes; Mycosphaerellales; Extremaceae. The record is from RefSeq and is a predicted model, not a curated record. The coding region runs from base 1 to 891 and encodes 296 amino acids. The transcript has 2 exons.